AUGGUGAGUUAUAAUGUUAAAGAUAUUGUGAUGAUAUAUGGUCAUAAAUCAAUUAUUCAACAUAUUCAAAAUAUAAAAAAUGAAAAAGGAAAUUUGUAUAAAAUAUAUGCAGCAAAGUAUACAAAUAAAAUUGGUUAUACAAAUGGGAUUUAUAGAAAUAAAAAAAUAUAUGACACAGAUGAUUUAAUAAUAUUUUGUUCUGUUGAUUCAAUAAAAUUAUAUGAUGAAAAAGAGAGUGCAUGCAUAAUGAUACAAAAGAUAUUCAGGGGAUUUUUAGCUAAGAAAAAUUUCUAUUCUUUUGUUUGUUGUACUGUUUGGAGAAAGUUCGAACAUUUGCAUGAACAUUUAACUCUAAAUAGUCAUGAAGAAAUUUAUAAACCUUUAGUAAAAAUAAUAAAAAAAGAUAUGAAAAAGGGAAAAAUUCAGUUUUCAUCUAAAUGUUUUUCAAGUAAUUCAAAUCAGUUUUCUCGUGCUUCUACCAUUUCUUAUGAAUCUAGUUUUUAUGCAACUAAAGUUCCACAAUUAAAAGAUAAAAUUGAUAAAAAAUUUGCUAUGGAAAUGUUUCAGUUUUUUUUAACAUCUAAAAAUAUUACAUUGCCCUAUAAUUUGGUGUAUACAAUAUUAGAUAAAACAAAAAAAAUGCUAGAAGAAAAUAUAAAGAGUUCUAUAAUAAACAUAGAUAUGUCUAAAAAAUCGAAAGAUAGAGAUGUCCAUGGACAGUUACGUGAUGUUCUUUGGUUAUUCAACAGAUUUGGCCCACCAUCAUCAAAUAAUAUAUAUAUUUUUAAUGGUGAUAUAGCUGAUAGGGGAGAAAAUGCCACGGAGAUAUUUUUACUUUUAUUUACUUUUAAAUUAAGUAAUUACGAUAAUGUAGUAAUUAAUAGAGGAAAUCAUGAAUGCUCAUAUAUGAAUGAAGUAUAUGGAUUUUAUAAUGAAGUUAUUUCUAAAUAUGACAAUACUAUCUUUGAUUUAUUUCAAAAUAUUUUCGAGUUGUUAAGUCUAGCAGUGAAUAUUCAAAAUAAAAUAUUUGUUGUUCACGGGGGAUUAUGCAGAUAUAAAAACGUAACAUUAAAAGAAAUAAAUUCUUUGAAUAGAAAGAAGUGUGAAAUUUUACAUCCGGAAAAAUAUGAAGAUACAAUAAUUUUUGAUUUGUUAUGGUCUGAUCCCCAAAAUAAAAACGGAAUUGGGGAUAAUGCAAGAGGAAAUAAUUGUAUAAGCUUCGGACCAGAUAUAACAGAUAUAUUUUUAAAAAAUAAUGAUUUAGAUAUUUUAAUUCGAUCUCAUCAAGUUCCUAAGAAUUUAAAAGGAAUUGAAAGUCAUCAUGAAGGAAAAUGUAUUACAUUAUUUUCUGCAUCAAAUUAUUGUAAUAAAAUAAAAAAUUUAGGUGCUAUAAUUAUCUUUAACCAAGACUUAACUUUUGAAGUGCAAGAAUAUAUGUCGCCAACUCUUGAAAAAAUUAGAGAAACUUUUGAAGAAAACAAAAAAUUAAGAGAAAAAGUCUUGCAUUAUUCAAAAAUAUUAGAACUAGAAAAAAAUGAACAAAAAAAAAACAAGAAAAUAUCUUGCGAAGGUUUAAUGAACGAUAUUUUGAGUUGUUUGAGUGCAUUAAUUUGCAAUGAAAAAAAUUCCUUAUGGAACAAUUUAUACAGAAAAGAUAAACAAAAAACAGGAAUCGUUAACAUAAAUACAUGGACAGAAGAACUAGAAAAAGUUAGCAAAAUAAAAAAUGUUCCCUGGAUUUAUUUAUGUAAAAAAUUAAAAAUUAUUGAAAAUAAUUGUGUAAAUUAUAAUAAUGUCUUAAGUAGAUUUAAAGUAAAUUAUGCUCCUAACGAAAAGUUUAUAAAUACAGAAUGGAAGAAUGAAUGUUUUGAACAUUUAUAUGAAACUUUACUAAAAGCAGACUUAAGCUUAAGAGAAACUUUAAUGGUAUUUGAUAAGAACUUAGAUGGAAAGGUUACAUUUUCUGAAUUUGAACAAGUUUUAAAAGAUUUAAAUAUAGAUCUAUCAAUUGUACAAAUCAGAAUUUUAAUGAGAUUAAUCAACAGUAACUCCUUAUGUAAAAAAAAUAAAAUAUUAGAAAAUGAUAAAAUUGAUGUAGCUGAAUUUAUUGGUAAAAUGAGAGUGUGUUACCGUUUAUCAAUUAAUAAGGAGUAUAUAAACAAUGAAAAAAUAAAAAAAUUAAUCGAAACAAUUGGUAAAUAUAUUUUAUCUGAUAGUACAGAUAUUGCUAAUUUUCACUAUAAAUUUUACGAAGAAAAUAACCUAAGGAAUAAUUCUGAGAGGAGAAAAAGAUCAAGUGUAAUAAAAGCUGUUGCUUUAUUUCAAAAAUUCAAAAAUUAUGAUCAUUUUGGAAAUGGUUAUUUAGACUAUAAUGAUUUUGUCAAAGCAAUUAAAACAUUUGACAUGAAUAAAAUUAGUAAAGAAGUGGAUUUUGAAGUUAAUGAUAAUAUUUUAUUAGAACUAGCUAAAUCUAUAGACAUAACAAAGUCAUGUAAAAUUAAUUUCCUUGAAUUUUUACAAGCCUUUUAUAUUGUGAAUAAAAGUAAAUAUUCUUAUGUAGACGAGAUAUGGUGUCAUAUAUGUACUGUCAUAUAUGAAAAUAAGGUACCCUUAAAAAAAUGCUUGAAAUACUUAGAAGAUUCAACACAAGGAAAAAUAACAAGUUUACAUUUUAGAUAUGUCUUAUUAGAAUUAAAUAAAAUUUUACAACAACAGAAAUAUGAAAUGAAUAAGCCUUUAACAGACGAGCAAAUAGAUUUAUUGGCAUAUACUGUAGAAGCAGAUGAUAAAGUAAAUUAUACUGAAUUUUUGAAUUCUUUUAAACCUGUUUAUAUUUAUCCAAAUUAA
This is a messenger RNA of Plasmodium relictum, 2847 nucleotides long. It is a transcript of the gene PP7, whose product is annotated as serine/threonine protein phosphatase, putative. Gene Ontology annotation, cellular component: nucleus; cytosol. Bases 1 to 2847 code for a protein of 948 amino acids. The record is from RefSeq and is a predicted model, not a curated record. The transcript is spliced from 16 exons. NCBI's taxonomy places the organism in Eukaryota, Apicomplexa, Aconoidasida, Haemosporida, Plasmodiidae. Gene Ontology annotation, molecular function: protein binding; calcium ion binding; protein serine/threonine phosphatase activity.